CAUGAUGUUUGACUUCAGUCUUCGGUUCGGAAGUCACGACGGGACACGCCGCGAAGUUAACGAUCUUUCACCCCUUUCGCUCGCUUCUUCGGCUAAAUCCCGUAAAUCCGCUAAACUAUCGGAUUUUCCUGAUUCCGGGAUUUAGUUAAUUACUCAAAUCCUGCUCAAAUACUGCUUAAAUCCUGCAUCCAAACAGCCCCAAUGCCGGAGUAUUGUGUCACCGGAGGAACCGGAUUCAUAGCGUCCUACCUGGUGAAAGAGCUUCUAUCCAGAGGCUACCAUGUUCGAGCCACAGUUAGAAACCCAGGAGAUGAGGAAAAGGUUGGAUUUUUAUGGAGUAUGGAUGGAGCAACGGAGAGGUUGAGAUUGAUGAAAGCUGAUCUAUUGGUGGAGGAGAGCUUUGAUGAGGCUUUUGACGGUGUUGAUGGAGUCUUCCACACUGCUUUUCCUGUUUUCACCAGCGGAAAUAUUGAGGAAUCUCUGAUUGACCUAGCCAUUAAAGGCACCAUUGAUGUGCUCAAAUCAUGUGCUAAAUUCAGCUCAGUCAAGCGUGUUGUGCUCACCUCUUCCUGCUCUGCUAUAAGAUAUCGUAAUGAUUCUACUCUUGUUUCUCCACUGAAUGAAUCACAUUGGAGCGAUACUGAAUACUGCAAGAGAUAUAACCUAUGGUAGGCAUAUGCGAAGACACUAGCUGAAAAGGAAGCUUGGAGACUUGUAGAGGAAUAUGGCACAGAUCUUGUAGUUGUGAACCCAUCAUUUGUCGUUGGUCCUUUGCUAGCACCCCAUCCCACAAGCCCUCUCCAAACGAUACUGUCUAUAAUGAAAGGAGAAUAUGCUUUAUAUCCAAACAGGACAUUAGGAUUUGUUCAUAUUGAUGAUGUUGUUUCUGCUCACAUACUUGCAAUGGAGGAUAGUAGAGCUUCGGGAAGGUUGAUUUGUUCAAGCAGUGUUGCACAUUGGUCAGAGAUUAUACAAAUGUUGAGGGCCAAAUAUCCAUCUUACCCAAUUCCCAGCAAGUGUGAUGAGAAGCAAGGAGAUAGUAAUCCACACAGCAUGAAUACCAACAAGGUGGAGGACUUGGGGCUCAAAUCUUUUAAGACCAUCACCGAGAUGUUUAAUGAUUGCAUCCAAAGUUUCCAAAAGAAAGGCCUUCUAUGAGAAAUAUAUUGAGGAUCUUUAUUGGUCACACUCUAUUUAUAAAUGAAUAUUAUAUUCCAUGUGAAUAAGAAUUAUGUGGUGUAAUAGAAAAUCAUCAAGAUGAUGAAGGUCAAAAUUACAUGAGUCCAAGCAAGAAGAUCUUAGAUCUAUCCUAAAGAGUCCAACAAAAGGGCUAUUUUGAAGCCCAAUCAAGGAGUUAUUAUUUGAGUUUUAAUAUCUAAACUUUAUGAAAUAAUUAUAAAUGCAAUAUUUCUAUUAAAGCGAGUGAAAAAUUAGAAUGAUUGAAAAAAUAUUUAGAAAAUAAAGGGAUUUAAAUUAAUAGAAUAGACUUUGUAUAUAUGAUAUAUAAUUUUAGUGGAUAAGAUAUUAGCAACUAUCAAUCAAUAUUAUUAAAAAAUAAAAUUAUAUCCAAGUAUGAUAGGUUAAAAUGGAGAAAUGUCAAGAGUGGAUUAUGUGAUAAUAUGAUAUUAUGAUGACUAAAAUAUAAAAUUUAAAAAUUUAUUAUUAAGCUCAUGAUGUGGUAAGGAUUAUGUAUCAUUUAAUCAUAUAUAUAAUGUUAUUAUAUAGUCCUAAAAUAAUAAAAGUUGUGUUCUCUUAAUCAGUCAACACUCUCACAAUUGGGCUUUGUAAACCAGCCUCCAUUUCAUCCUGUAUCGCCAGUUUUGCUUAAAAAAAUGGCACACAUGGAACCUUUAAUUCUAUGGCACUACUCAUGAAAGUAGCUUAGCUAUCCUAGGCAUUAAACUUUAUGAAUAAGUUUAGGGUAUUAUGCAUUUGAUGCCUCUGAUCAUUGGCUUAUUUGAUAGAACUGUAUCUGGGGCUCCAACAAUUUCGAAGAAACUUCAAAUGGAAUCAACUACUUUAUGGUUUGAUUA
Messenger RNA from Dendrobium catenatum, 2033 nucleotides. RefSeq names its product tetraketide alpha-pyrone reductase 2-like. The transcript has 6 exons. Gene Ontology annotation, molecular function: oxidoreductase activity, acting on the CH-OH group of donors, NAD or NADP as acceptor. NCBI's taxonomy places the organism in Eukaryota, Viridiplantae, Streptophyta, Magnoliopsida, Asparagales, Orchidaceae. The record is from RefSeq and is a predicted model, not a curated record.